Messenger RNA from Caenorhabditis elegans, 931 nucleotides. RefSeq names its product Exocyst complex component Sec10 (gene Y38F1A.1). The record is from RefSeq and is marked reviewed. The coding region runs from base 58 to 867 and encodes 269 amino acids. Lineage: Eukaryota; Metazoa; Nematoda; Chromadorea; Rhabditida; Rhabditidae. The transcript has 6 exons.
AUCAUCGAAAGCGUGAAUUAAGUACGCUCUUUAACAACACGAAAAGUUGUGUCCGGGAUGUCGUCAAUGUCUGAGUCGGAUAGUUAUCAAUCGAGCCAAUUGACAAGCGAGCCCGAUCUUGUGGCGCUGGAUGCCAAGAUAAUGGCGGUAAUGGAUGGAACUGAAGAGCUGGAGAGGGAGAUUGGCAAGAUGAUGGCUCUGCAGCAAGCGAUUAGUGAUUACAAGAAGAGCCAUCAACAUAGAACUCAAAGAACCAAGGAGAAGCUUACGGAUAUGUCUAAAGACCUUACAAUCACCGGGAAGAACAUUGUUAAGUCGUGUGAAGAGCGGCUCAAGCAAAUCUCGGAUGUCACCGAGCCAUACAUCAACAGCGGAAUCUCAUCGGUGGAAGAUCACACCUCCUCGGUUGUGGAGCGCUGCAUUCAAAUGCUCGGAGCAAUUUCUGGACUUGGUGGGGCAAUGAAGAAAACGGAGGGAUUGUCUUCGAAAGUGCUCGAGCAUCACAGAAAGCUCGCGAUCAUGGAGCACAAGCAAGCCGAUGCAAUUUCUCGCUACGAGAAAGCCGUCGGAGUUCAGAAGCUCGUCCGCGAGCAUCCGGCUGGAGACCCACUGCACGAGCUCGCAAAUCUUCUUGGCAUUUUCUUGGCUCUCCAACAAUCUCCGAAUACGUCGGAGUACUACAAGAAAGUUUUCGAUGGAUUUGGAGGACGAGUCACCGCGUUGUUCGCCGAGAUAGAUCGUCCAAAGACCGCAAAAUCUCUCGCUACGCGUUCUGGCAUGUCAACCCUGUCGAGCAUGAGCAACGGAGAAAUCAACUUGGAAUCUAUCAAGGACAACACUGAAAUUCCAGUCGACACUUGUCAAUAACUUGGUUCUGGUUAAAGCUCCCUUUUUCUUUUAUUUUUUAAGUAAAAGAAAUGAAGAGUUUGAU